Metarhizium brunneum ARSEF 3297 is the source of this 2163-nucleotide messenger RNA. RefSeq lists its product as uncharacterized. NCBI's taxonomy places the organism in Eukaryota, Fungi, Ascomycota, Sordariomycetes, Hypocreales, Clavicipitaceae. Gene Ontology annotation, biological process: lipid oxidation. The record is from RefSeq and is a predicted model, not a curated record. Gene Ontology annotation, molecular function: oxidoreductase activity, acting on single donors with incorporation of molecular oxygen, incorporation of two atoms of oxygen; metal ion binding.
AUGGCUGUUUUGUCAGGCAUCACGGACAGACUCCAUCAGAUCCUCACCGGUCACAACACCCACGAUGUAGAACAGGCCACGAUGGAGGUCUGGGACAAGGGAGUCUUCUUGAACGAACUCCAUAGACAAGGUUUGGUGCUUGCCACGGACAAGGACGGCAACCUGAGCGGAGACCUCGCGGCCACCCGGGGUCUUAGACGGGGAACCUACAAGGGCACUCGCUUGGCCUUGACUGAGCUUUACAACCUGAUUCAGGAGGCUGUUUUUUCCCAAUUCGACACCCAGUGCUAUGAACCCAUCAUCCCCCAGCGCCGAAGGCUGGCAGAAAAGCAAGCCAUUUAUCAAUGGAGCAAGACGGCUGAUGACGGAUAUCCUCCCCAUCUUCAUGUUCCCAAGGGGCAACAGGUGACGGUUGCGAAUGACGAUGGCCCAAUCUUCAACCAAGCUGAGCUCGGCCUUGUUAGCACCAUCUCACAGGCCCUUUCUUUUCUUGUCCCUCAAGAAAUCUCCCACCAAGGCACGCCGUACUAUGGACCUACUCUUGCUGAUGUUGAGGCGUACAAUCGCGAGCAUCCGAGCCCCAGCACCGACAUCAUGGACGGUAAGAACAUUGGCUUUUUGCCCGAUUGGUUUUCGGAUGCUCGCUUUGCCCAGCAGCACUUCAGCGGCGUCAACCCAACAACCAUUGCCGCCGCUCCCGCUGCAACAGUCCGGGAAUACGUGGCCCAGGCCAAGAAGCAGGGCCUCACCCACAUGGUAGAGCUGCUGGAGGCGGGCAAAGACUUGCUCAUCCAGGACUACUCCUACUUCCGCAAGGCAACCGGCCUCGGCGACAACGAGACCUUCAUCAACGUCAUCUACGAGCUCGACAACCCCAAAGACCCAAAGCCCACGGGAAGGACAGCGAGCCGAUAUGGCUGUGCCUCGGUCAUCAUCUUCCAGCUUCACGACGAUGGCCGCCUCCACCCCUUGGCCAUCACCAUCGACUACAAGGGCAGCCUCGACAACUCCGUCACCAUCUUCAACCAUCGCCUGCACCCCGAUGCCCUGGGGAGCGUGACUGAGGCGCAGGACUGGCCAUGGAGGUACGCCAAGACUUGCGCGCAGGCGUCCGACUGGGCAAGGCAUGAGAUUGCCGUUCACCUGGUCGAAACGCACUUGGUCGAGGAGGCCAUCAUCGUCGCCACGAACCGCACCAUCCCCGAGGACCAUCUCUUGUACGAGCUCCUCAGCCCGCACUGGUUCAGAACACUGUCACUGAACAAGGCUGCCCGCGACACGCUCGUGCCCUAUGUCGUUGCCAGAGUCGCGGGCUUAGGACCGAACUCUGACCCCAGCAAGUACACCACCAACCGCUGCUUCAAGUUCAUCCAGCACGCGUACAAGAACUUCAACUUUGUCGACAAGUACAUCCCCAACGAUCUCAAGAAGCGUGGCUUCGAUGUGGAGGGCGAAGCAAAGUCCUGCAAAUACCGCAAUUACCCAUACGCAACCGACAUGGUUUUCCUCUGGCACAUCAUGCGCGACUUUGUCAAGUCCGUCCUGGGGACAAAGUACAAGUGCGCCGCCGACAUCAAGAAUGACCCAUACCUUGCCGAUUGGUGCCUGGAGAUCCAGACAAAGGGCGAGCUUGCCAGUUUCCCAACCGUGACAACGGUCGACGAGCUCAUUGAUGCCGUCACCAUGUGCAUCCACAUCGCCUCCCCCCAGCACACGGCAGUCAACUACCUCCAGGACUACUAUUACAGCUUCGUCCCCUCCAAGCCGCCUGCCCUCUGCACGCCUCUUCCCACCUCUCUCGCCCAGCUCCAGUCCUACACGGAAAAGGAACUGACCGAGGCUCUUCCCAUCGGCACAGAAGGACCCAAGUGGAAAGACUGGCUGCUCGCCGCGCAGCUGCCCGAGCUUCUCAGCUUCAAGGUUGACCAAAAGUACAAUCUGUUGACGUAUGCACAGUCACUGUACAAUGUGAACAAGAGUAGGACGCAGAAGGAGAACGAGAGGGGUGAGCACAAGGUGAUGAAGGAGGCGGCUGCGAAGUUUUAUAGUCGGCUGAAGGAUUGCGAAUUUGUCUUCGAGCUUGUCUCUAAGUUUCAGACGCCCGGGACCGUUGAGUACAAGGUUUUGCAGCCCGAGUUCGCGGCUGUCUCGAUUUUGAUCUAA